Messenger RNA from Medicago truncatula (barrel medic), 3063 nucleotides. RefSeq names its product protein BREAST CANCER SUSCEPTIBILITY 2 homolog B. The record is from RefSeq and is a predicted model, not a curated record. NCBI's taxonomy places the organism in Eukaryota, Viridiplantae, Streptophyta, Magnoliopsida, Fabales, Fabaceae. The transcript has 15 exons. Gene Ontology annotation, biological process: double-strand break repair via homologous recombination; regulation of DNA-templated transcription. Bases 146 to 2773 code for a protein of 875 amino acids.
CAAAGGACGCAAGUGACGGUACAGUUCAUUCCUUCCAACAUCAGCGAGAGAAAGAAACACAACUUGUUCCAUUUACAAAGAUUUUCAUUCCAAUCACGAUCAAGAAACCCUAUCCAUAGAUUUUAGUAUAUCGCUCUACGAAGAAAUGAGUAUGUGGGAGAUAUUCUCCGAUGCGGAUGCCGACGAUAACCGUUACAAAUGGCGGCAAAUCAACACCACUUCGAAUCAUGUUAUGAAACCUUUAGCCCCUCAAGAUGAAGAAAACAUGAUAGAUGAUAGUUUUGGAUUCUCAAAUUCUCUUUUCAAGACAGCUUCAGGAAGAAAAGUUACUCUAUCUUCUAAUGGUCUUGUUAGAGCAAAGACGUUACUAGGAUUGGGAUUGCAAGAAGAAAUCAUUGAUAGUAAUAAUCAUACCCCUAAGAAUGCCAAGAAUUUUCAUGGUUUUGAUGAAGAAUCACCUCCUUUAGUUAGCAAAUCGAAGAAUGGUUUUGAGAAUAAAAUUGUGCAGAUAGAGAGUGGUAGUGGUUCUAAGAAAGCUCCGAUUAAAUUUCAAACUCCUCAGAGUGCAAGAAGUUUUAAUGCUUUUGAAGAAGAAUCACCCCAUUUACAGUGUAUGAAAAGUUGUAAAAUGACGAGUGCCGCGUCAUUUCAAAGUCCUUUAGUUGGUAGAUCGAAUAGUGGUUUUGAGAAUAUAAUUGUGCAACCAGAUAGUGAUAGUGGUGCUAAGCAAGCUCAAUUUAAAUUCCAAACUGCAGCGGGGAGGUCAUUAUCCAUUUCCAGUGAUGCCUUGAAACGCGCUAGGAGCCUUCUUGGUGACCCUGAUUUGGGAGAUUUCUUUGAGGGAGAGGAUUCACUUUUCUUGUCUUUGGAUAUGAGACAAAUUAGCAAAAUCACAUCCUCUGUUGGUCAUCAAAAGACACCAGAAAGCAAUAAAAAUCACGUGACAAAAAGUUUCACAUACCCUUUGCAGCCUUCCAAACAAACAGAAUUUUCAAAUAAGUUGCUUGGCCAUGAAGGUAAUGGGAAUAAUUUAAUCAUGAAAUUUGAUGAUGUUGCGAAUGAAAGUGAUUAUGGCUGUAAAAGUAGCAACACUCUUGAAGUUGUUGACUUGACAAGAAAAAGUUCUUCAUUGGGUACGACAUUUUUUGAUGUUUCCAGUACUACCAAGACAACUCCUACAUUUAAUAAACAACCUGCUAUUGGGAAAAGGAGACUAGGAUUAACUGCAAAUGUUUCUUCUUUCAAAAAGCCUCGCAUUUCCAAAACUUCUGCCUCUGGUGACCAACAUGUCCAAAACUUUCAUAAUGGUUUGUCUAAAUUAUCAUCUGGUGCUUCUGGAUGCAAAAGAAAGGUUUCCACCCGAUAUCCAUCUCGGAAUGCAAGGAUACACAUCAAAGAAUUUUUUGCAGUUCCUCCAUUAAUGAAAAAAGUGCAUUUUCCGAACCCGGUCAGACAGGUGACAUCUGGUAAUGCAGGAGAGUACAUAUUCCAUGAUGGCUCCGAUGAUAAUGGUAUUGGAGGAGAAGCUUUCAUCCAUCUAUUGGCACAACAUGGGGCUUCCCUGCAUUUUGCUUCAAAAGAGUGGGUAUUGAAUCAUUACAAGUGGAUUGUAUGGAAACUGGCAUGCUAUGAGAGAUACUAUCCAGCUAGGUGUGCGGGAAAAUUUCUGACUGUAUCAAAUGUGCUUGAGGAACUGAAGUACAGAUAUGAAAGAGAAGUGAAUCAUGGCCACCGGUCUAUCAUCAAGAAAGUUCUUGAAGGGGAUAUAUUGCCUUCUUCAAUGAUGAUCCUUUGCAUAUCUAGCAUUCACUCAAAUCAUGUGAUGGAAAGUGGGACAUUAUUUCAGGCACAAACCGGGAAUAAGAGCAGGGAGGCAGUAAAAGUUGAACUAACUGAUGGAUGGUAUUCUAUAAAUGCCAUUUUAGAUGCUCCAUUGUCAAAGCAACUGGAUGCUGGAAGAUUAUUUGUAGGACAGAAGCUUCGGAUCUGGGGAGCAGAAUUAUGUGGCUGGAACGGGCCAGUUUCACCCUUUGAGGUGUCAUCAACAAUUAGCUUAUUUCUUCACAUAAAUGGAACAUAUAGAGUUCAUUGGUCAGCGCGGUUAGGAUUUUGUAAAGUUGCCGGUCCGCCUUUGGCUUUCAAAUGCAUAAAAAACAAUGGAGGUUUAAUACCUCAGACCUUGGCAGGAAUUACCCAUAUAUAUCCCAUUCUUUACAAAGAAAGAUGCUCAGCUGUUGUGGAUAACAUUGUUUCGGAGUAUCAGAAGGAAAGAACGAGUUCACAUGUUUAUGAUCACGAUGAUAGUGAAGGGGCUAAGAUUUAUAUGAUGUUGGAGACAGCUGCAGAACCUGAAUUCUUGAUGGCGGAUAUGACUCUCGAGCAGCUUCGUUCUUUUGCUGCGUAUAAGGCCAAAUUAAAUGCAACUAGACAAUCACAAUUGGAAAGUUCGAUUGAGAAAGCUUUGAAAGAUUCUGGCUUGGGAAACCGAGAUGUGACGCCAUUUAUGAAAUUGCGGGUCGUUGGAUUAACUUACAAAAAUCGACAAGAUAAGCCUAAGGAAGGCAUAAUAACAAUCUGGAACCCAACACAGAAGCAGUGUCAGGAGCUGGCAGAGGGAGAAGCAUAUGCAAUUGCAGGACUCACACCAUAUGGAUCUGAUCCGGAUGUCCUUCAUUUGCAGACUAGAGGAUCUACUACCAAGUGGUUGCCAUUAUCUUCUAACGCAAAGGAACAGUUUAGGUCAUUUUUCAAUAGUCGGAAAUCAAUCCCAUAGUCAAGUUUGUGUGACAUCCCUCUUUCCAGCGAGUUCGAUAUUGUUGCAUUUGGUGGUGAUUGUCUAAAGAUAUGUGCAGGUUGUUCAACUGUCUACGUGUUUUGGAAAUUCAUGACCACAUUGACGUAGUUAAUAGUUAACAGGACUUUUGAAAAAUAUAAUGUUAGUGUGUUCCUUUUGAAUAUCACAAGAUGAGUAAUGUAUUUAUCCACGAGAUAUUGAUAAACUCGGAUUCGUGAUAUAUAUUAUGGUAUGUAUUUCAUUUAGAUUAUGAUGGUAACAAUUUCUAC